Molecule: messenger RNA, 1024 nt
Organism: Daphnia carinata
Lineage: Eukaryota; Metazoa; Arthropoda; Branchiopoda; Diplostraca; Daphniidae
Exons: 6
Coding region: 1-672 (223 amino acids)
Biological process (GO): canonical Wnt signaling pathway; non-canonical Wnt signaling pathway
Cellular component (GO): plasma membrane
Molecular function (GO): Wnt receptor activity; Wnt-protein binding
Source: RefSeq, a predicted model, not a curated record
AUGCCGGCACCGGCUGUCAAAAAAUUUCGCUCCUACAACCGGCUAAUCAAGGCUAUCGUUAUGGGGUUACUCAUGGCGGCCGUGUUCAUGAAAUGUAAUUUGUCAUCUUUUUACCUCGUUUAUUGCAAACAAGGAAUAGAUGGGGAGAAUGCCACGGCUAGUGAUGAUGGUAUUUCGGUUACAUCACGUCUGGCAGAAAUCAAUCCGUUAACGCUCUUCACAACAGAUUUCACGCAACCUGAAAAUAAUACAACACAUUCCAAUGAAAACGUGCCCUACCUCACAGCUGCGUCAUCGUCGCCCAAGCUUUCACCGCCUCAACGUGUUCCACGUAACAUGACCUUCUGCAGCAAUCACUCCAAUUACACUCACACUUCUUAUCCAAAUUUUGCGGGAGACAAGUCCGAACAUGAUUUCAUUGUUAGCUGGGAAUUCCUCAAGCCGGUCAUAGAUUCCCAAUGUCACCCUAGGAUUGAAGAAUUUAUCUGCCUAGCAGCGCAACCUGAAUAUCGUCCAGAUGGCAAAAGCAUAGGCCCCUGUCGUAAGUUUUGUCACGAAAUUACAAACGCCUGCGCGUCUUAUUUUUGGGAUGCAUUGGAAAAACAGAAAAUCAUGCUCAGCUGCGACAGGCAGUAUGUUGACUCGACCGAUCAGCAUCUGUGUCACAGUUAGGUUCCCAUCACAUCAAGCUAUACGCGAGUCAUGAAAUCUAGCCAUUAGAUCAAUUUUUUACCAUCACAGAAAGAAGAAAUUUUCAAUUUCAAUGACGCACGAGGAGAAGGCAAGAAUCUAGCAAAUGGGGAACACAAAAUUUGAGAGAAAAAAUUAUUUGAUAUCAUUCCCGCCAUAAUUGAUCGGAACUAUUGCUACAUUUUUGAAAUGCUUCAUCCCUACUUAUUAACCUUUUUUUCCCCCAUGCCCAUCGUCUCCAUCACGAUGUCGAUCGUUGUAGAAAUGGUGCCAAAAAAUUUUCGUCUGUUUUGGAAAAUUUACAUUCACCGUAUCAGGGUAUUUACGUAUCCUA